GGCUCCCGCAGUCGCUGUCUGGGUUCCAUUCAGUUCGCAUCACUCUUUAGUCGAGAGCGCAUCCGGAGUUGAAUUUUAGUGAAAAAUUUGAAUAAUUAACUUUAUAUCCGCUGAGAUAGUGACAAAGCGAUUAUGUGUAACCAUUGAAAUAAUAUGGCAUCGAUGUGAAGCUGUGGAAAACAUAUGCAUUUGAAUUAUUCCGCAGACCAACCCAAGGAAAGUGAUCGGUUAUAAAAAAAAACUAAUUUAGCCUGCAGCCACCAUGUUUGAUGUGUUUGGCUCCGUUAAGGGGCUUCUGAAACUCGACCAAGUAUGCAUCGACAACAAUAUUUUCCGACUGCAUUACAAGGCAACGGUUGUGAUCCUGAUCGCAUUUUCGUUACUCGUUACAUCUCGCCAAUAUAUUGGCGACCCAAUUGACUGCAUCGUUGAUGAAAUACCUCUGAAUGUCAUGGAUACAUAUUGCUGGAUUUACUCAACUUUCACCAUACCGAAUCGUUUGACUGGUAUUGCGGGUAAAGAUAUUGCCCAACCGGGAGUCUCUAGUCACGUCGAAGGUGAUGAAGUGAAAUACCAUAAAUACUAUCAAUGGGUGUGUUUUGUGUUGUUCUUCCAAGCCAUGCUGUUUUAUGUUCCACGCUACUUGUGGAAAACUUGGGAAGCUGGCCGCAUCAAGAUGUUGGUGCUUGAUCUCAAUAUGCCGGUGGUGAACGAUGAAUGCAAAGAUGAACGCAAGAAAAUUUUGGUUGACUAUUUUAUAGAGAAUAUAAAUAGUCAUAAUUUCUAUGCGAUUAGAUUUUUCAUAUGUGAAGUGUUAAACUUCAUCAAUGUGCUUGGACAAAUUUAUUUCAUGGAUUUCUUCCUCGAUGGCGAGUUCUCGACGUACGGCAGUGAUGUGGUCCAAUUCACCGAGAUGGAACCGGAGGAAAGAGGCGAUCCGAUGGCUCGGGUAUUCCCCAAGGUGACUAAAUGUACAUUCCACAAAUAUGGUCCCUCGGGAAGCGUGCAGAAGUUUGAUGGCCUUUGCGUGCUACCUUUGAACAUAGUCAACGAAAAAAUCUAUGUAUUUUUAUGGUUUUGGUUCAUCAUUCUGACUAUUCUGACUGGAGCAUCACUGGUAUAUCGUUUUGCCGUUAUUUUCAUGCCCAAAAUACGACUAUACUUGUUACGAGCAAGAUCUCGCCUGUCUGAUAUCGUCGAUAUAGAAACAAUUUCAUCCAAAUGUCAACUAGGAGAUUGGUUCAUUUUAUAUCAGCUGGGCAAAAACAUCGAUCCUCUGAUUUACAAGGAAGUUUUGAACGACCUUUCUGAAAGGCUUCAAGGAAAAGAAAUGGUGGAACAACCAUGAUUAGAAAAGAAAGAAUAAAGAUUUUCAGAAAACAGGUUUUUUUCGAUAGACAAUCUCCCUCAGAUGAAGUAAAAUAAAACUAAUAAGCAGCUCACAGGAAUCUGCCGGACAAUCAAUCCAACGGAAGGUUGCAAUUGUAGAGUACAGCGGAGUGAUAGCAGAUGUCACAAGUUAUGCACAACAGACGUCUUCCAAAAUGUCAUGAUUUAUAUCAACAACUCAUCAAGUAUUGAAAAAAGGCUUUUCCUGAUCGACAAAAUUUUUUAUCAUGUUAAAAAAACGAGAUCUACUUUUUUAAAUAUAACAUUCCGCAGUAUAUUCCAUGAAAGGCACUGAUUAAACUAUCCGAUUGAUUGAAUAAUGCUGAAGAUAAAUGCCAUAUACAAUCAUUCAACGGAAGCUAGUGUAAGACAACAUUUUAAUGAAACUUGAAUCAAAAUUUUUCUUUUUUUAUUUGUCCAAAAAAAUUAUACAAAUAGCGAGGCGUGUUUCCAACGGCUGUAUUACUGUUAGAAGGCAAAUGUGAUGAAAUUACCGAUUAAAUUUUAGAGAAUACCAUUUCGAACAAUUGACUUAACUUUUCAAGGCAUGGUCAAAUGCUCAGCAUAUCAGAAACACAAAAAUAAACGAAUGAAUAAAGACGAAUUAAAAAUCAACAAUCAAUCGUUAUGAAUUAGGAAAAUAUAAUAGAUCUGAUUCAUUGAGCAUUUAUCAACAAUUGCGGAAUGUAAUAGCAUUUUAACUCUUAUAUUGUAGUACACGAUCGACAAAAUAUUUCACAUCAAAAUAAAGUUAUUCAAGUAGGAGUACAA
Uranotaenia lowii is the source of this 2160-nucleotide messenger RNA. Its product is annotated as innexin inx2. Gene Ontology annotation, biological process: phototransduction. Gene Ontology annotation, molecular function: gap junction channel activity. The transcript has 2 exons. Bases 263 to 1348 code for a protein of 361 amino acids. The record is from RefSeq and is a predicted model, not a curated record. Gene Ontology annotation, cellular component: plasma membrane; gap junction. Lineage: Eukaryota; Metazoa; Arthropoda; Insecta; Diptera; Culicidae.